Phycomyces blakesleeanus NRRL 1555(-) is the source of this 1743-nucleotide messenger RNA. RefSeq lists its product as hypothetical. NCBI's taxonomy places the organism in Eukaryota, Fungi, Mucoromycota, Mucoromycetes, Mucorales, Phycomycetaceae. The record is from RefSeq and is a predicted model, not a curated record. The transcript is spliced from 8 exons. Bases 643 to 1743 code for a protein of 366 amino acids.
AUGAUAGCACUCAAGUGUAAUUCUAUAUUUGGGCACCAGGAAUAUUUUACAUCUGUGCCACGUAGGGUCUAUUAUGACGAAAGACGCUCAAGUUUAAUAGCGUUUAUAGCCGGGUUACUAGCUAGCAAGGGUUAUAAUCCCAGUUGGAGGCAUGACUUCAAAAAUAACACACACGCCCAAUGUGUCAAGCAAAAACAACAACCACUCGGGGCACAUCCAGAAGAUGUUGUGAGACAAUAUCAGUCGGGAUCUUCUUCUUCAGUUUCAGAAGUGAUGUCGGAUGGCAAUAACAUGGAGAUUAACUUUAAAGACGAUGUUGAUGUCGAGGAUCCAGUUGAAGCCGGGGACUUACCUCUUUUUGCUGUUGAUUCUGAAAGCGGGGAUGAGGAUGUUAUCGAAGCAGUCGUUUUUGAUAUUUCUGACGACGAAUCUGAAGAUGUUAUGGGUUAGUAUAAAAAUUUUUCUUCGUCUGAUGUUUCAGCCGAUCCCACUCAUGCUUUCAAUGCUUUGUUUGCUGUCUUGUUUAUAUCCAAAUAUGUUGUCAAUUCCACUGGUACUGUCCUGCUGAAUGUUUCCAACGAAGUAUUGGCGCACUUUGGAGAGUCUUUCUGUAUUCCCCUCAAUAUAAACGGUGUGGACUCUAUGACCGGUCUCAGCGACGUGACUCGAGGUGUCAAGCGAUUUGUGGCAUGUGUCGAUUGGAAAGAGAUUGGAGAGGUAGAACGGUUCCAAUGGUCAGAAUUGCAUGACCUGGUUUACUUUAACCUCGUCGAGUGCACUGUCAUCGAUCCGAUGCACAACCUGUACCUCGGAACAGCAAAGAGGAUAAGGGAGAAAUGGAAAUCUUCAGGUCUCAUCACAGAUACACACUUGGCCGAAAUGCAGUUGGAUGCUGACAAUCUUGUACUACCAGAGGACUACACACCAUUAGGGACAAAGAUCGGGCGUGGCUUCCCAUUCAUGAAGGCCGAUGAGUGGAAGUCUUGGUGCUUGGUGUACUCUCCUGUUCUCCUGCGUGGUCGUCUGCCUGAAGCUCAUAUCGGUAACUGGACAACGUUCGUCAAUGCAUGCCAGUACCUCUCAAUGCCAAGCAUAUCCGUGGCUCACCUUGAUGAAGCCCAUCAAUCUUUGGAGGCUUUCUGCAGAGAGUGCGAGAAGUUGUAUAAAGCCCCAUUCCUUUCACCAAACAUGCAUCUCCAUCUUCAUCUGCGAGAGACUGUACUGAACUUUGGCCCGGUUUAUGGCUAUUGGCUUUUUAGUUUCGAAAGAUGCAAUGCCACUUCCACUUCCACUGCCACCUCAAUCCAAUUCGAUAUCAAUGCUUUUCUUGAUUCUCCUGAGAUCAACUUUGAUAUCGUCAAGGGAAACGAGCCUUUGCCCCCUUCCGCACUUCCUUUAGCUCUAAAGGGGGAGAUUUCCAUGGAUGAAUCCGAGUAUGAGCAUUUGUUGGAAUACUAUCGCGAGACAUACGAUGAUCAAACUCUUGUUCAUUAUCGUCAGGCUGGUCAUUCCGAUAAUUUUGUUAGCAAUCGGAUACAGAAGUUUGAAUCAAUCAAUCUUCUUGGGCAAAUCUACAAGAGCAAAACGAAGAAUCAGCGUGGAUCGUUCAUGCAAGCCUUGUUUGAGACAAGUGAUGGUAGAAGUACCAAGCCAUACGCAGACCAGAUUCAGUACCUCUUUGUCAAUACUGCCGUAAACUCGUUUGCUGGUCAUGCGAGCCAGCAUGUAUUUGCACAUGUAUGA